Melozone crissalis (California towhee) is the source of this 3711-nucleotide messenger RNA. It is a transcript of the gene CNTLN, whose product is annotated as centlein. Gene Ontology annotation, cellular component: centriole; centrosome. Lineage: Eukaryota; Metazoa; Chordata; Aves; Passeriformes; Passerellidae. Gene Ontology annotation, biological process: centriole-centriole cohesion; protein localization to organelle. The record is from RefSeq and is a predicted model, not a curated record.
AUGAUUGGAGAGGUGGGGGCUGAUAAAGAAUUUGUGUAGUUUCUUUGGAAACAUCUCGAGGUGUCAAAGUCAGAUCUUACUCAAGCUGUCAGCUUGGUUGUGGAAAGAGAAAAACAGAAAGCUGAAGUCAAGGACAGAAGCAUUUUAGAGGUUUUGCAAGCCAAAGACAGCAAAAUAGAAUCUUUAGAACAGAGGCUCACAGGACAGCAGCAGGAGAUAAACAGCUUAAUGCAGAGAAAAAGUGCUGUGGAUGAGGAAAAUGCCCGUUUGAAGAAUGAAUUCAGUAACUUGAACUGGAAAUUUAAAGAUAAAAGCCAAGAACUUAAGGACACUGAGGAGCGUGCACAGAAGAAGGAAGAGCAAAACAGACUGAUUAUAAAAAACCUGGAGGAGGAAAAUAAGGGAUUAAAUAUAUGCUGUGCCAACCUGCUAAGUAACCUGGAGAAACUGAGGAAGCAGGAGGCACAAUGGAAAAAAGAAAAAUCUGGCAAUGAUAUCAGAAUAAAGAAUUUGGAAACCGAUUUAGCAGAGACAAGAGAACAAAUAAAUUUGCGCAGUAUAUGCAGUAACUUGUCAUCUCAGGUAGAUAUGAAACAGGAAGAACUUUUCCAAAAGGAUUGUGAUGUGAUACAGCCUAGGCAGAUUCAGAAAAAUACACCUUCUGCUGACACCUUGGUAAUACUAUCCAAAGUUUUUACAUUAUGUGGCCUUCGUAAAGAUCCUGUAUCCAUGCCUGGCAGUGCUUCAGUCAUGAAGAAGUUAGAGGAGCUGCAGAAUCUUUACAGACAAAACACUGAAGAUAGAACACAGCAGGCUGAGCUGAUAAAGCAGCUAGAGGCUCUCAGUGCUGAUAUACAAAAAGUACUGCAAGACCAUGAAUAUGCUCACACAGCUACAACAACAUAUCAAAAAGUAUGUUAUUCUAUAUUUCAACAGCCGCCUUUAAGUGAGCUAGAGGACUGUAUUACAGUACAAGAAUCUGAAAUGGAGCUUUUACAGAAAAAAUUGAAGGAAGGGGAUCCUAACCUAGCAGAGCAUAAUUUGUGCACUGCAGAUACUCUGGAAAGCAACAAUAUAAGGACUGGAAGAAAGCACGAGAAACCACCUGUGAAACGUUCAAGGUCUCUGUCCCCAAAGAGCUCUUUUAGAGAGUCAGAGGAGUCUCAAGAAUCUUAUGAGCUAAGAGCAGCCUAUGGAAAACACGAAGAAAGGCUGCAGAUGUUACAGACCAACUACAGAGCGCUAAAAGAGCAAUUAAAGCAGUGGGAAGAGGGCAAUAGCAGCUUUGAAAAUACUAAAAGCAGAUACCAACACACAAGCUCCUGUCAGCUUUGUCAAGAGGAUGUGAUGUGAAAUGAACUGGCUUUUUUCAAAAGGGAGAACAAGAAGCUGCUGAUUGAGAAACUGAAUCUUAAGAAAGAAUUGGAUCAGAUGAAAAUACACCAUUCUGUAAAGCCACUUUUUAAACUUAGUGAAGAUAAUGGGGUCAAGGGUAAUACUCCAAAGAGAUAUAUGAGAGAAGUUUCUCAUGAGAUGCUACAGAAUGUACAACAACUAGAAAGAAGAUUCAAAGCUAUUGAAGAGGAAUUAAAGAAACAGAUAAAUAAAGACUUACUGAAUGAGAAAGUGUAUUUGAAAGAAUCUUUAAAAGUGCAAAAGAAAGAUGCAGACACAAGAAAAAGAGAGCUGGAAACACUACUUAAGAGGAUUUUUGAGGUAAAAAAAGAACUUCAAUCCAUGAUUGAUGAGAAGGAAAAAGAAGCUGCCUCUUUGAAGAGGCAAGUGACAGAAGCUAACAGGUUGAGAAAUGAAAGUGAAGAUUUGCUGAGUCAAGCGCAGGAGCAGAAGUGUUUGCUGGAUAAAGCCAAAGCAGUGGCAAUCUCUGGGUAAUGUAAUUGCAAGAUAACAGGCACCAAGGUUAAAUUAAAAACAGCCAAGAAAAAGAGCUCUUUGGGACAUCAUGGAGCUUUUCUCAAACAGUCCAUCAAGGUUAUGAGUAAUGUGUUUGAGAACUUCAGUAAGGACGGCUGGGAGGAUGUGAGUGAAAGCAGUGACUCUGAAAUAGCAACUUCUGAAAGUUUGGAAACAGUGAUUAGGAAGACAGUGCAAAACACUGAUCCACUGCCAGACAGAAGUAAACAAGAAGAAAAAAAAGCUCUGCAAUUGAGCAGAGCAAAAGGGAGAAAUAUCACUGUCCAGAAACCAGGCAACUCUGUUACUCUAUUGCAGGAAAAAAUUAAGCCACUGCAGAAAGUAGUAGCUGUUGUACAGAGGAAAAAAAAGACAAUGGUGACUUCCAUUAAAAAUGUUAAACAAACCAAUGAAAAAUUAACAAGUCAGCUACAUUUGGCUGAUCAGAGACUUCAAGUUAAUAAAUUGACCAUAGAGAUUUUGACCUCCAACAUGGCCAAGUGGCAACAGGAGAAGGAAGAUCUACAAGGAAAAUUAAAGUUGAGAGAACAUCUGCCUCAAACUGCUGGCAAGAGUGAAGCUGCACCAGCUCCUUCAAAGAACAUUGAUUUAGAGAUGAAACAGCUGCAGUGCAAACUAAAGAAUUCGAACGCUGAGAUCGCUAAGCAAUCGACCACCAUUAAGCCGCUGAAAAAACAAGUCCAGGCAAAAGAAGGAUGGAUGGAUUCGGGAGCUGCGAGCGAAGCGCGAAUAUCUGAGUUGGAGAGGGAUGUUACUAUGAAAAGACACUUUAUAGAAGACUUAAAGUCUUGCCUAAAAGCAAAUCAAGAAAAUGAGAAAAUCUCAAAUUAAAUAUUGGAAAGUCUUGAGAGAAAGGUGAAGGCACUGGCUGAUGACAAAAAAGCUUCCAUUGACUCAAUGACACAAAGGUUUAAUGUAGCUAUGAAAGAGACGUGUCAGUAUGAGCAGAUGUAUCACAAAGCCAAGGAUGAUUUGGAGAAAAAGGAUCUCAAGAUUACUAAACUGCAGGGAAAAGUGAUUGAGAUUGAAUAUGCUAUGACUGAGCUUGAAUCUGCUGCAUCUCAACAACUGCAUGGCUUGACUAAGCAGAGUACACAGGCUUUGGAAACUAUGCAGAAGGAGCUGCUGCUCACUAGUGCCAAAGUAGAAGAGUUCAAGACAUUUGUGAAGUAUUUUUUUGCUUAUGCCUUCUAAAAACUAACCAGAGAGUUACAUCACAGUGGACAAUAGCUGAGAACAAAAAUUAAACUGGCAAAAAAAAAAAAGGGAGAAAUGAAAGCAUGCAAAAAGUGUCUUUUCCAAGAGAGUAUUCAAUUAGCGUCUAUCCUUAAUGUUUCAACAACUGAUCUUUAUGAAAUACUACAAGAAGGAGAUGAUGAGGUAAGAAACAGCAGAAAUGGAAAAAUGGAAUUUGAAAAAAAUAAAAAAUGGCUACAGCGCAUACAGAAACUUCUUGAAGCACAGUUUCCUUUUGCCUCAUACUUAAUGGAUGCUGUACUGGAAAAAUUAAAUGAGAAGAAGAAAUUGGUGGAAGAGUACAGUUCCCUCAUGAACUGGAAUAUAGCUCCAAAUGGGUCCAGAGCCAGGCCUAAGAAGCCUGUGAGGCUGCCAGCUGGCACGGGAACUGGUGUGUUUAGAACAGGACAGUUUGAUGUUCUGACACAGAUACUGGAUGAGCUGGGCUCACCCUUUGGCUCCCUGGGCCCUGAAAUGUGCUUGCUCCAGGAGCACAGUCUGCUCCGGCGCCUGGAUCCAGGAUCUGUGUCAGCAGGCUUUUAG